AUGAUGGGAAUGGUGGUGGGCCGUGCAAAACGGGUCAUGGAAGCUUCAGCAUUCGCACCGGGUAUAAGAACCUGGCUUGAUCGUGCAAAGAAUUCGGGCGGAUACUCCUGUGAACCAGAAUUGGCCGAUGAGCAACUCGCAGAAGGGAGAGUAAGCAAUGGCAACUCGAACGAUUGCGCUGGCGGGAACAACGGAAUCGGCUAUGAAACGGUCAAGGCACUUCUUCAAUCCACAAAGCCGUACCAUAUCCUCAUGGGCAGCCGGUCUCAAGACAAAGCCGAGAACGCAAUUGCCAAGCUGCAGAAGGAAUGCCCCGGGUCGAGGAACACAGUGGAAGCUGUUCAGGUUGAUGUCACAAGCGACGACUCGAUCCAGGCAGCUUUUGACAAGAUCAGCAGCAGCCCGGGUCAUAUUGAUACGCUUAUCAAUAAUGCCGGAGCGACGUUUGACUUGGAGUACGUGGCCGGCAAGGUCUCUUUGCGUGACUGCUUCAUGAAGGCAUAUGACGUUAAUGUUGCUGGGACCAAUGUCUUGACCUGGACAUUUAUGCCGCUGCUGUUGAAGUCUUCCGAUCCUCGCUUGAUCUUCGUCACCGGCCUCUCCAAUGUCACACAGGCCAGCAAGUCAUACUUCCCAACACCACCUCAACCGGCAGGCUGGCCCAAGCGGAUCGAGUUCGAGACCAUCGGCUAUCGCUGCAGCAAAACCGCGCUGAACAUGUUGAUGGUCGACUGGAACCACAAGUUGAAGGCUGAUGGGGUGAAGGUGUGGGCUCUGGGCCCCGGGAUGCUGGAAACAGAUCUGGGGAACGCGAGGCACUUGGCAAAGAAGAUGGGAGCAAAGCCUGCCCAUAUCGGUGGGCAGUUCAUCAGGAGCGUCGUGGAGGGGCAGAGAGAUGCUGAUGUCGGGAAGAUCAUUGUGAAGGAUGGAAUCUCGGAGUUCUGA
This is a messenger RNA of Cladophialophora carrionii CBS 160.54, 945 nucleotides long. RefSeq lists its product as uncharacterized. Lineage: Eukaryota; Fungi; Ascomycota; Eurotiomycetes; Chaetothyriales; Herpotrichiellaceae. The record is from RefSeq and is a predicted model, not a curated record. The transcript has 3 exons. Bases 1 to 945 code for a protein of 314 amino acids.